Messenger RNA from Antechinus flavipes (yellow-footed antechinus), 4501 nucleotides. RefSeq names its product atypical chemokine receptor 4 (gene ACKR4). The transcript is spliced from 2 exons. The record is from RefSeq and is a predicted model, not a curated record. Bases 1720 to 2760 code for a protein of 346 amino acids. Gene Ontology annotation, cellular component: membrane. Gene Ontology annotation, biological process: chemotaxis; G protein-coupled receptor signaling pathway; immune response. Lineage: Eukaryota; Metazoa; Chordata; Mammalia; Dasyuromorphia; Dasyuridae. Gene Ontology annotation, molecular function: chemokine receptor activity; chemokine binding; scavenger receptor activity.
CCAGAGAGAAGAGGGGGGCUUUAGCUACAAGUUUACUGCUGGCUAAUGCCAAAAUGAUUAACUCUGGGGUCAAGUAGAACAUUCUUCCUGCAUCAAGUCCCUUUCCAUGCUAGUCCAUCCUAUAUAGGAAGCCACAGUGAUUUUCUCUAAGUGCAGACCUGAUUGCAUUACUCAGUAAGCCUCAGGGGCUUGGUACUGAUUCUAGCAUUCAAACUCUUUUGCUUCGAUUUAAAACUCUCCAUCUCCCAUUUGUUUUCAGGUUCCUAAGACAUUCUUCCCUCUCCCACACUCUGGGAUCUAGCCAAAUUAGCUUUCCCUCUGACACAUACAUCUCAGGAUCUUGCCCUGCCAGGGUUAGAAAUUUACUCCUUCCUCACUACCACUUUUUUUCUUCAAAAUACAGCUCAAAUACCACCUUCUUUAGGGAUGGAUAAACCAUGGCCCUCAAUGACACAUUUUAAAAUAAAAUUUUAUUUUAUUUAAAUCUUUGUUCCCAAGCUACAAACAUAGGAUUUGACCUUGGCUUUACUUUGCUGAUCUGUUCUACAUGAAGCUUUUUCUUCUACCCAAAUUGCUGGUUUCCUCCCUUCUAAGCCACUUUUAUUUAUCUACUCUGUACUUAACUAUGUUAUUCUUUAUAUAUAUAUCUUCUGAAUAUACUUAUAUUUGUAUUAGUCUCCUAGACAAGGUACUGUUUCAUUUCUUUGACAUUUGUAUCCCCUGUGCCUAGCAAAAUACCUAGGAAACAAUAGGUGCUUUAUAAAUGCUUGCUGACUGGUAUAGCUAGAAAGAUUAAGGGUCUGAUACAAUACAAAUACAAUACAAAACCAAAAUUUUAAACUUUACCUAAUAAUUGCUUAAGAUUUAAUAAUAGGAUCACAUGAAAAGGAAAAAGGAAAAAAAAGAUCUUUUAUAGUUGCGAGAAAGAAGGGGGUGGUGAGCAUUGUUUGAAUCUUAAUCUCAUUGGAUUUGGUUUAGGAAGGGAAUAUCAUACAUACUUAGUUUGGUAUAGAAAUUGUCUCAUCUCAUAGGAAAGUAGGAGAGGAAUGGGGAAAAGAAAGGGGGAGGUUAGCAGAAGGGAGGAUAGAAGUAGAAGGGGAAAGGAAAGGGGGGCUGAAAAAAUGGAGAGCAGAUUGAGGGAGGUAGGGAGUCAGAAGAUUUAGUAGUAGAUACACAAAUAGCUCUUUGAAGAGUUUACUCUCAAUUGCAAUGAUUUACUUUUAUCAGACAUCAGGUAGCUACUUCAAAGAUAAAGCCUGACAUUUCCUUAUAAAAGAGAAAAAUAACAUUUAAUGUUACAAGGUUAUGUAAUUUUAUCUGCACCGAUGCUCUUGAGUGAAUUUCUAUUUUGGUCUUUCAGUUACAUCUGCAGCUACUCUCUUGUAUUUUUGGCAGCAAUAAGCAUAUUUACAAGGUUUUAAUUUUUUUCAAAUGAGAUGCUACUCUUUCAAAUCCAUUUCCCAAAGAACUUGGGUCCUUAGGAUGUAUAUUAGCAUGGAACAAUAAGACAAAAGUGUUCCAAGUCUUCCUGGAGUUAGUUUUCCGGAAGACAGAAAGAAAAAAAAAUCAGAUGUAAACGAAGGCUCCCUUGGCUAAGAAACCGAGAGGCGGGGAGUCAGACUGAGAACAAAAGUAAAAUGAAUUAGACCAAACUGACUUUAGACUUCACAGUCUCUGCAUGAGUCUACACUCGGCUGCUCUCCAGAACAGAUUGUGGCCAUGGAUCAGCCAAUGGAUUACUAUUAUGAUGAAAAUGAAGUAAAUGGCACUCAGGAUUAUAGUCAGUAUGAAAUACUCUGUGUCAAAGAGGAGGUCAGAAACUUUGCCAAGGUAUUCUUGCCAACCUUUUACACAGUGGCUUUUAUUGUUGGGAUUGCAGGAAAUUCCACAGUGGUGGCUAUCUACGCCUAUUAUAAGAAACAGAAAACCAAAACCGACAUGUAUAUCAUGAAUCUGGCAGUGGCCGAUUUGCUUCUGCUCAUCACCUUGCCAUUUUGGGCAGUUAAUGCAGUGCACGGAUGGGUACUAGGGGUACCAAUGUGCAAACUGACGUCAGCCUUAUUCACCAUAAAUUUUGUCUCUGGGAUGCAGUUUCUGGCCUGCAUCAGCAUAGACAGAUACUCUGCAAUCACUAAAGUCCCAGGGCAUCAAAGAGCAGGAAGACCAUGUUGGAUUAUUUGUGUCGUUGUCUGGAUCACUGCAAUAUUGCUGAGCAUACCUCAACUGGUUUUUAACACAGUGAAUGACAAGAAGAGAUGCCUGCCCAUAUUUCCACACCACCUAGGAAUAACAAUGAAAGCAUCAAUUCAGAUCCUGGAAAUUUGCCUAGGGUUUGUAUUACCCUUUCUCAUAAUGGGAGUUUGCUAUUCUAUAAUUGCCAGGAUACUCAUCAAGAUGCCCAACAUGAAGAAAUCUCGGGCCCUCCAGGUUCUACUCGCAGUUGUGGUUGUUUUCAUUGUUACUCAGCUGCCGUACAACAUAGUAAAGUUCUGGCAAGCCAUCGACAUCAUCUUUUCGCUGAUUACUGACUGUGAAAUGAGUAAGCGCAUGGAUGUGGCCAUCCAAAUCACAAAGAGCUUGGCCCUUUGUCACAGCUGUCUCAACCCAAUCCUAUAUGCUUUUAUGGGAUCCUCUUUUAAAAUGCACAUUACCAAAAUGGUGAAGAAAUAUGGCUACUGGAGGAGACAGAGACAAAAUCCAGAAGACAUCCCUUUUGAUUCUGACGGUCUCACAGAACCAACAAGUACUUUUAGUAUCUAGCAGGUAGACUGAUUUCUUUGUUCAGUGGGGUGCAUGAUGCUGCUCAAUGGAUUCUAAUAUGGGAGAAUAUAUCUGCAUUUAUCAGAGAUUUAAAUUUCAGUGUGGGACACUAAGCCAUAUAUCUAGAUAACACAUAACAACAUGAGUGACAUUCCCCCAUGUGACCUCAAAAAAAUCUAGUACAUUAGAAUUAAAACAAUAAUGACAACUACAAGAAGUGGAAAGGAAGGAAUCCCAACAGAAAAAACAGUAGAAACUUAGGAAAUGCAAGCAAAGAAACUCCUAAGGCAAUAAAAGACAUAGUAAAGGGUAAGAAAAUGUUACAAAUAAUCUCUGACUGCAGAGAAUAAUUCUGUAACAACUUGAAUCAAAGAAAAUAUACUAACCAAUCCUAAAAACUGUUGGAAGACUUAGUAAAAGAAUCAAAGCAAGAGAUAAAGAGGAAGAUUGAGACUCUCAAAGAAAACCCAAGAAUAAGAAUGGGUGACUCAAAACAAAAGGCUGAAAAACCUUGAGGAGACACCUAGUAGGAGUAGUAGGAGACAUCUAGAAAAAUAAUAGACAGCCUUGAAAAACUCAGUAUUCUAUACAAAGAGGAUGCAGGUGAACAUGGAACCGGAUAGCACUUUAUGUACAUUAGAUAUAAAUGUAAGGGAGAGCUAGUGGACAAUACAAAUCAAGACUAAGCAGGAGGUCUACCAUCCAUCCCAUCCUACUGUACAGGAACAGUCAGAUUCUAGCCAUGAUAAAAAGUCCUAAUUUAGAGAGGAAAGCUUGAAAUAUGAAUAAACAGAAGAAAACAUGUAUGACAAUAACAAUAAAAAGGACUUUCACUAUACAAAUCUAGAGGAAGAGACUAGGUUUACAGUGUCUACAGGCAGGAUUUUAGAUAGAAAUAUAAUUGCCCACAAGAUCUAAUAAAAUUUCUAGACAGGAUAAGACAAGAAAUAAACAAAAUAUUUAUAAAUUAAAUUAUAGCUCUAGAAGAACAAAAAGAAGAAUAAGUUUAAUAUAGGAGAGAUGAAAUUUCUUAUAUAAGUAAUAGACCUCUUGGAAAUGACAAUAUACAAAACAGAAAUAAGUAUCUAUAGGAGACAAUAAGAAAUAUUAAAACAAGAUGAAAGGAAUAAAAAGAGGAAAAAAUAAGGUAUCUUCUAAUUAAAACAACUCACCUAGGAAACAGAUCAUAAAGUUAAUCUAAGAACAAUCAGAUUAAAAACAAUGAUAUUUUAUUAAAAUAUUUUAUAUUUUUAUAAAGAGAUAUUUUAUUAAAAGAAAUCACAAAUGAAAACCACCCAAGUCCCUGAGAACCACUCACCUCCUGAAAGAAACCCACAAAUGAAAAUGCUCAAAAACAUUAUGGAUCAGGUCCAGAGGAACUAUGAUCAGGAUCAUCCAAGAUUUGGCAAUUACAAAAAUAAAGGUCAGAAAAGCUUCAAAUAUGAUAUUCUAAAAGGCAAAAGAUAAAGACUUAAAAGAAGAACAAUUAUCUGGCAAAACUGAAUAUAAUUCUACAAAUAAAAAUGGAUUUUUAAUGAAUUAGAAGGCUUCCAAGCAUUCUUGAUGAAAAGACAAAAACAAUCUCUAAAAACACUGAAGUCUAGAGAAACUGAGGAAGAUAAAUACACUGGGGCAAUUGGAAGGGAAUAUAUGAAAAAAUGUUUGCAUUUUAAAGGGAGGAGAAAAAAUAUUUACUUAGAAUCCUAAUGUCUUCAAAAAAUAAAAAAAAAGUUAAAUAAGA